GGUUAUCUAUAAGUUUUACUGUUUUUGUAAUAUUUGAAAGUUUUAUCAAGGAACUGACAUCAGGCAUUAACAGUCCAGUGUUGGCACAGAUCUGAAGGAAAUCAAGUCAGUUGCAGAAUGAGAUUAAAACUUAUCUUGGCUAUCUGUGUGGCGGUGGUGGUGCACUCACACACUGUUUCAACUAUGGGAGAGAUAUCGAACCGAGCCGGCCUGGAUCGGCCAACUGACCAACCGGUGCAGAUAGGGGAAGACGCCAUUGACGCCCUGAUAAAUAAUGCCUUUUCUGUUAGAACAACCACCCCCACCAUACCUUCUGAUGGAGAUAAUAGUCGGUUAAAUGAAAACCCUGUCAAUCAACAGGGAAACAACUUUCUGAAUGAAGUGGGUGGUGAUUGUGAAUGUGUACCUUACUACCAAUGUGAUACUAACAGGACAAUUAUUGAGAAUGGAGAAGGAUUGAUUGAUAUUAGAAUAAAGAGUGGACCUUGUGAGGACUAUAUAGAGGUUUGCUGCAAGACAGGAAAAACGUUGGGUCCUGAAAAUCCCAUCACCCCACCCCCUGCUCCUAGCUUUGACACAUGUGGCAGGCGCAAUCGUCAAGGUGUCAGUUCUCUUCGUAUCACGGGAGAUGUGGAUAGUGAAGCUCAAUUCGGAGAGUUUCCAUGGAUGGUGGCUAUUAUUAAAAAGGACACUGUCAGUCCAAGUCAGACGCUCAAUAUUUACCAAUGUGGAGGUUCAUUGAUCCAUCCCCAGGUUGUACUCACAGCUGCCCACUGUGUCGUAGGGAAGACUGGUCUGAGCGUGAGGCUUGGAGAGUGGGAUACUCAACGCAAGUCAGAGCCCCUUCCAAUCCAAAAUAGAGCUGUGAGGGACGUUUUCAUCCAUGAAGGAUACUAUGCUGGGGGACUGUUUAAUGAUAUCGCACUGCUGUUCCUUGAGACCCCGGCUGAUAUUGCUGAACACAUCGCAACCAUCUGCUUGCCAGAGCAAGAUGAGAACAUGGGCAACCGUAACUGUGUGGCCAGCGGUUGGGGGAAAGAUGUUUUUGGGAAAGAAGGAAAAUACCAGGUUAUCCUGAAGAAGGUAGAGUUGCCAAUUGUUCGAAGAGAUCAGUGUCUCGAGUCUCUACGCCAGACUAGACUGGGGCAACACUUCAAACUGCAUGAAUCAUUUAUCUGUGCAGGAGGCAUUGCAGGCAAGGACACCUGCAAGGGUGAUGGAGGCAGUCCACUAGCAUGUCCCUCUCGUUUUAACCCAGCAGUAUAUGUCCAGGCUGGUAUUGUAGCUUGGGGUAUUGGCUGUGGUACAGACAUACCAGGUGUUUACACAGAUGUCAGCCGUUUCCGCAACUGGAUUGACAAUAAACUGAGCAUACUAUAAGCUAAUAAUAAAUUUAAAACUUAUAAUUAACCAGAUUUAACUGACUCAGUAUUUUCUGCUACUAAAUCAACUCAUAACACUUUUCCUUACUAAAUUUAAACUCAGUGAUAAUUGUUGAGCAAAGCUGGGUUCAAUGUAAACUAAAUGAUACCACAUAACAACACAAACAUUCCCCUACUUCUUAAACAUUUUCACAAAAUCAUUUCUAGCAAAUGUUUUUUUUUUUCAGUUACAAUCUAGAACAUAAGUCGUAGCCAUGAAUCUCUAUCUAACCAGUCUUAAAUAAUAAUUGAAUAUAUCAGCUUUGAUAAUAAUGCCUUUUCAGCCUAAAGGUGGCUUUAAAAUAUCAACUUCUUCUUCUAAGAGAGGGCCUAUUUUCAUGCACCUUACCCUCAAGGGCCUUUUGCCCACCCCUGAAUUAUACCAUGAGACUAGCCAGUUUACAGAUUCCGCAGUUCUACAAACUGCCGAAAACAAUCAAUCUGGUCCUCCUGAGAAAAUUCACAAUUUUUUCCAGACUACCAAAAAUGGCGUAAUUCUCCGUGGCUAUUGCAGGGCAAUCAAAGACCAAUUGUUCAGUACUUUCCUCCUGCCUUCACACAAUCUACAGAGCAAAUCCUCCUGGAAAAUACCGACUCUGUUUCCUUGGGUGACCAUGUCCUGUAAUUAGACCCACAACCUGAGAAGACACCAAUCUACCUAAGAAGAGAAGAUCAGACGCCACCCUGUGGCAGGUCACUGCAGGACUAAUCUACUCAUCCUUAGACCUGGAUGCAGCCUCCACCUUCUCUCAUGUUCAGUGUGAAUACACUUCAAGACAGCCCCAAAUGAUUUAGAAAAACACUUAGAAAUACCACAGACUGGUCGAGGCUCCAUCAUGUUGGGUGCUGAGUCCAAGUUGGUCAGGGCAUUAGCUCUUCAGUUCUCAGAGAAUCCACGACCAGCAACCCAACAAAGCAGAGCCGUAGCUAAGGGGGGGGAGGGUUGUCUGCCCCAGGUGGCAAAAUUGUAGGGGCGGCAAAAUUAUAGAAGGUCAAAUCGUAGCACUCCAACCACUGUUUACGCAUUUAGUUAGUCUACGCGCGAAUCGCUUUACUGCCGGUCAAAAAUACAGAUACCCUUGUUUGAAUGUUAAUCACAAAAUAAGUAUAUUGGAAAUGAAUUUAAAUUUAGAUUGUUUAUUUCUGAAUGUAUACAUAUAUAACAAAUUAUUUACGAAUAAUAAAUUCCAGUUAUGUCAAACUGUGUUUGGUAGUUACCAAGUAAAUUACAACUUUAAAAUUUCAUAACUCGGAAACUUGAGAUCCCCCAAUUAAGACCAAUUUUUCAUUCAAGAUAGGUACAAAUGUACUGUUUUCGUGUGUGUUAGUACAUAAUUUUACGCGUAUAUUAAAGUUUGUUAUUAAAUUACGAUCUUAAGUUUUACUCUUAACCGAGCGGUUCAAAAGAGUCUACUUUGAUCACGUUAAAUGGAGCCCUUAAAGUUAUUAUCCUGGGCUUAUAAUUUUGUAAAUCACUAUUUCAAACGUUUAAACCCCAUUGCGGAUCACUGACGAGCUGCGCUCGUCACGUAGCGGCCGGGCCUAACGGCACGAUGACGAGCUCAGAUCGCAAAAGCGGUCUACUUUUAACUUUCUCUCCAAAUACUUCUAUUAAUGUCUGAUAAAUCGGGCGAUCAUGUCCACUUUCUUGUCAACUAAGAGUGUUUAAUAACGGUCUACGUUUAGAGUUUUCAAAAGUUUUAUAAAUAUCCUACAGGUUGCAGUUGUAUGUCGAAGUUGAAAAAUCAUUCAUAAUGAGUUUACUCUGCUUUUUAGCACUUCUGAUUGGUUGUAUUCCUCAGCUGUUAUUAUAAUAGUAACUAGUAUCGCAUUUUAUGGUAUAAUUUGCGUGUCAUAAUAUGAGCUGAUCGAAAUGGAAAACUUACGAUCGUCUGAACUUGAUCGAUAUUUAUUACAAUAGUUCAUAAACAAUAUAUUAUAUUUAAUUAUUUUGUUUUUAAGAAUAUAGAUGGAGAUAUUUGUAUAAACCGGAAUCCAGUUCAACGUAGAUAUGAAGUAAGUAUACAAUAGCGAGCGAUACGAUGUGGCGCACCAUUGCUGUACGUUCGGCCGCUGACCGUAAAUUAAUUCAUGCCCGCUGGUGCCCGCGCGCCAAAACAAUACGAUCCGCAAUGGGUUUUUAACACAUAAGGUUUUUUAAAUUUACCGCGGCCGGCGCAAACCGCUAGAUUACCGCAGCAACACCGCUGGGCAAUAAAAAUUAGACAACAAAAAUCCCAUUUAAGUUCACUGAUUCUCUAUCCUGUCAAGAUAAGUUUCAAAAAUUAUACUCCUUCAAAUUCAUACAAAUUGUUGCUAGUAAAUGUAAGAGUGAAAUAUCAAAAUGUUGAUGUUUGAAGAAACUUUCAAUAUUUGUUACCUAUUUAUAAUUAAAGAAUAAAAUUUAAAAAAAAAAACAUAAUAAUUUGGAUUUAACUCUUUGUGUUCCUAGAAUUGUGUUACCCUUAAAUAUAAACAUAUUUUAAAUUUGACUUAACAUUCAAUAUUUUUUUUUCACAAGAAGCUGAGAAACCUCUCAUUACAGUUAGUCCUAACAGGAUGUGUACGCUUGCUUUACGCUGUGACAGGAUAUUCAGGAUGUGUAAGGGAGGCCAGCUCUGUACCAGACUUUGCAGCUAGAGCUAGUACUCCCUAGCUUAUGUCUAGUCUAGCUUAUGACUGUAUUUAACACAGUCAUCUACCGCAGUAGACAAGACCUAUCGAUCUACCCUUGCACCCCAAUAUCUAUACAUUUACGGUUAAAAUAUACUCUGAGCAGGCAACAAUAAUAUAUAACAUCUCUGAUUAACAAAUAAUGUAAAACACAAAUAACAUGUGAUUUUAAAUAUAAUAUUGAUGUUAAAACAAUAAACAUGAGUUUACUAAGAAAUAUUCAUGCAAAUACAGAUACUUUAGGGCAUAUUUUGAUAUCUGUUGCGAUAUGUUUAUUUGUACACCUAUUUUGAGUUUUCCAUUAUAUAUUAGUGCGCUAUUAUUUUUACAUUCCGCUUUGGAUAGGAUCCUCAACCAGGUUUUCAAAUUCAGAAGAACUUAUUAGACCUUCUAACAGUUUAAUUAUAUUACUAUGUUAAUAUAAUAUAUGUUUGCUUUAAGAGUAUAUUAACAUAAUAGUUAUAAUGAUAGUAAUAAUACUAAUAAAUAUUAUACAUUACUUUUGUCUCACUACAGCAGCUAGUUUUCAUGCAACCUUAUCUCAUUAUCUUCAUUGUGUUAUUGAAAAUACACUGGAUUUGCUGGUAAAUCCUAUGUCUAUGUCAUUGACCUCAUUGAGGCUCUGGACUCCCAGAGCCUCAAUGAGCUAUGGAUGUGAUUAGAGUACUCACUGUUGUCAUUUUGGAAUGAAGCCUUACAUCCAAAAUUAUGUCUUCAGUGCAUAUUUUUUAAAGGUUAAUACAAAUUUAAGUUAUUAUAAUUCAAAUCAUUCCCACACACACACAUUUAUAGAAUAUUGGUCUCUUAAUUAAUCCAUGUAUUGGCUCUAAUUUCAUUUCAAUCCAAAAUCAGUAAAAUAUUUUGCUCAAAAUCUAGUUUGUAGUAAUUUUUUUAAGUGUAUAGAAAUGUUGAAAAUAUAAACAUUAUCUUCGAAGCUAUCUUUGAACAAAUAUUUUAAUGUAAAAAUUAUAGUUUAGUGUUUAAAAAACUGCAAAUAUGUACUUUUUAAAAUAUUAUAACGUAGUAUAGACACACUCUCAUAAUUUAGACUAGUCUUCAAUUAUCAUCUUAAUUUAAUGAACCCUAAACCUCGUAAAAAUUAGAAGUUCAAACUUUUUCUGUACUGUGCAGACACCAUUCUGCACAGUGUAGGCUACAAAAAUUUGUAUUUGUAGCAAAGUUUGAAGUAUUCAACUUAUAUUUUAAUGAGUGAUCCUGUGUACAGUUUCUUAUGAGAAGGCUUUCCUUGUAGGGUGUCUCUGCUACAAACUUCACUUAGAAGGUAAAUUUCAUUAAAGAGUUAAACAUUUAGAGCAUAAGUAAAAGCUUUUAAUAUACACUCUUGCAUAAAUUGUUGAACUUCAACUUUGAGGGGAGGGGGUGGAGAGGGAAAUACAAUGAGGACAGAUUGGUACUGAGAGUAUAUCUGAAGAGUUUAUUAGUGAAUACAGUGGCUUAAAUCGUUCUUGGCUUUAGAGAAGUAGGAGGGGGUGAAUGUAAUUGAAGAGGACCACACCUUUGGAAUAAAUCUUAAUAAAUUUAAAUAGAUUAGAUAAUUAUAAUUCGAAGUUAUACAUUUGACUACUGUAUAUAAAACAAGUUAGAUUGCUCUUAUAAGCAUAUUUUUAGGGCUUUGGGGGUUUUUAUCCCUCACCCAUCUAUCCUUAGUUACACCACUGAUUAAACAAUGAUAAUAUUAUGAGUCUAUACAAAUAAUGUAGUGAAACAUUAUUGAGAUAAAAAUUUCUCCAGCUUGAUUAUUAGGUCUACGUUGGGAAAAAAUAUUGUAACCUACAAAGUGAUAAUGAUGUACUGUCUUCCUCUCUCUUGGUCUAAACAUCUGUUUACAUUACCCUACUACAUUGUACAUGUCUCUACCUGAUUGUGUAAAUAAAUGGUAAGCUCAUUGAAAUGGUUUUUAACAUGUCUAAUAUUUAAAAUGUAAUUAUAUACAUAAAAUUAUUUUUACUAUAUUUCUUAAAUUAUUACUUUAAAAAUAAAUAUGGAUGAAUUAAAGAAGACACAACUAGAAAAGUUUGUAAUACUUUAUCCUUAUUUUUAAUGAAAAUUUAAAUUUUUGUAUAGGUAUUUACUACUUACUAAAGUAAAAUGUACAAUAUUUCAGAUCUUAAAUAUCCCUUUCGGCUUAGUGUGUGGACGCACAUGUGUGCGUGAGUGCAUGUGUGUGCACAAAUAUGUUUUAUAUAUAUAUAUGUAAGUAUUUACUUGACUUCAAAAUUUGUUAGCAUAUGUUAUUUUAUUAAUAUUAAAGAAAAUAACACAUUUAUUUUAUUUUCCUUUUAUAAAAAAUCUAAUUAUCUGUCUAAUUAUGUCUGUUAUCUGUUCUGUUCUGUAAAUAUAAGUGCCAAAUUUUGUUUCUUUACCAUAAAUUGUCUUAGAUAUAAUUUCUUCAUCAAAAAUACAAAAUGGCGGCUAGCGGCUAAACAGGACAUUUUUCGACCUAUGUGUAUAUGACAUUUUUUGUUUGAAAUGAUGAAUAAAUACUAUCUCCCACAGAA
Molecule: messenger RNA, 6613 nt
Organism: Homalodisca vitripennis (glassy-winged sharpshooter)
Lineage: Eukaryota; Metazoa; Arthropoda; Insecta; Hemiptera; Cicadellidae
Product: phenoloxidase-activating factor 2-like
Exons: 7
Coding region: 118-1380 (420 amino acids)
Biological process (GO): proteolysis
Molecular function (GO): serine-type endopeptidase activity
Source: RefSeq, a predicted model, not a curated record